Messenger RNA from Dufourea novaeangliae, 462 nucleotides. RefSeq lists its product as uncharacterized. The record is from RefSeq and is a predicted model, not a curated record. The annotation marks the transcript as partial. Lineage: Eukaryota; Metazoa; Arthropoda; Insecta; Hymenoptera; Halictidae. The transcript is spliced from 3 exons.
GAACCGGAAACGGUACCGGUCACACAACAGGCAGCCACGUCGGUCUGGUUACAGGUCACAGCCAUACGCUUCACGCGCCACAACCUCAAACGCCUCUGUCGACCCACGCGGCAGCCGUCGUUCAUCCGCACAUUCACGCGCACGCUCAUCAUCAUCAUCAUCAUCAUCACCAGUUGGCGCACGUGGCUCAACAGUAUCCAGCGCUUCUUCAUCAGACGCCCCACGGCCUGGCCGCCUGAACACGAUGAGAACACACCAGGCACGGAACGCCCCAGAGAAUAUCAGAUGUCCAUACCCAUUGGUUUCUAUGUGCUCUCGGCGCAUGAAAACCAUUCGUCGUCGUUGCUGAAGAUAUCUUGGAUCAGACCCCGUUACACUUACAGUUUGCAGAUUCGAGGACGAAGGAUCAGGAUCGAGCAGCCUGACGAGUCCGAGGACAAUGACACGGAACGAUCGAAGUGA